CUUUGUUUACAAAAACUGACAGAUGGCGAACAAAGGUUGGCUGACAAGCAAAGACACGAAAAAUAUUUGAAACUGUUGGAUCGUGCGAAAAAUAAUACGUUAUGAGGAUGAAAGAAUGGUAUAUGAAUACUGUUUUAUAAAUGUGAAAUGUGUAAACACAAAUAAACUGAUUUAUUUCGUUUAAACCCGUGAACAAGAAAAUUCAAGUGCGACCUUCGAUAAUUCAUACCAAUAGGCAAUACCAUACGGCGCACGUAUCUUCAGCUGACGUUUCUCUUGUUCAGUUGUUUGCUACUGUAACGAUAUGGUGAAUUCAAUUAUUGAAACAUGAUCACAAGAAUACGCCAAUGACUUCUUUACUGCAUACAUGUUUCAACAAAAGCAUUCCUGAACACUAAUGAAACUCAAUCUCAGCCCUUGUUUUUGUUCUUUCACUCAACUUACCGCUGUCAAGCUAUAAUAAUAUAAAACCAUGGAAUCUGUCAUUGGCCACAUUACAGUGUACAAGUUUGGAACGAAGUAUACACCAGUGCAAACAAGAAAAACACGAUUUGUUGUGCAUGCGAAUAGGAAAUUGCACUGUGACCGCCCGGCUUUGAUCUCUAAAAUCCACCAUCUUCUAGCCAUUCAUCGACAAGAAACUCAAGGGUCACACAAACGCUUAAGGAUAUAUGAACCAGACUCUUUACAUGGACUAAAUUCUGAUGGAUAUCCAGUUAUUUCAAGAGAGGAAGGUUGCCACAAUAUUCACAGGGAAAUAAAGUUGGCAAUCCGACAAUGUUAUGAGGAGCAAAUCAAUGAAAGCCAGCUCUAUCCAGUUGGAGAACUUUUCAUGGAAUUGUUUCAAUGUCAGCAAAGCAAAAAAUCCCUCUUUAGUCCACUUUUUGACUAUUCUGCAACAUGUAAAACACAUAAGGGUAUAAGCAGUUUAUAUCCAUUCUCAGACAGGCAAAAUAUCUAUGCAACAUUUGAGUACUUUAUGCAUCAUAUUUGCUAUGCUAGACAACAUCUCUGUCAAACAGGGAAGGACAUAAUAAAUCAAGAAAUAGAAGAAGACUCUGGAACCCUGCCAUUGUCAGCAGCUUUGCAGAAGAGAGACUCUUCAUUAGUGUUGAUACUACUCAGGUAUGGAGCUGAUCCGUUUAAGACUCUUGAGAACUUUGAAGAACACAUGCGAAAUCCAACAGAGCAGAUACUGGAUGAUCUCAAUGGUUUGUUCUUGUUCAGAAACACUGCGUUCAGUGCACAAGUGUGUGCUGAGCUGGCAGCUGAAGAAGGAAAGGCUCGAGAAUGCUUGAUGCUCAUACGUAGAGCUGUGCCUUGCAUCCAGCUAGAUUGCUCAACAUUUAUCAGAACCUCUUCCCAAAAUGACUCAGAAUCAGAAAACAAUGAUUCUGAGAGCCUGCCAGUUCGCCAUGUCACAAAGUACAGUGUGCUGCCAAAACUUGCUCAGACAAUUGAUAUGGAUUUGUUCAAAGCUCCGUCCAACCUUAAGCAUCUCUGUCGAUGUGCAGUUCGUAAUAGAAUUGGCAAUAAUUGGCAAAAAGUUAGCAGUAUUCCGAAAGGAAUUCAGUCACUUCCUUUACCUCGACGCAUGAAAGAAUACCUAGAUUUGCUGAGUGAUUAAUAUGAUAUUUGUUGGGUUAUCAAUUGAACAUAUUACAACAUAAUUAUAUAGUAAAGUUUUUUACAUUAUUAUUGUAAAAAAUAUUUUUAUGGAAAGACACUUUGAUAAAUCAAAUGAGCCUUAUUUUGAAAAAACUGGGCUUAAUGCAUGUGGGUAAAGUGUCAUCCAAGAUUAGCUUGUGAAGUUCGCAAGGGCUAAUCAGGGAUGACACUUUCUGCCUAAACUUGAUUUUUGGUAAGGAGGGACUUCCUUGAAACUAAAAAUACCAUAAAAGCGGAAAGUGUCGUCCCUGAAUAGCCUGUGCAGACUGCACAGGCUUAUCUGGGACGACACUUAAUGCACAUGCAUUACGCCCAGUUUUCUCAGAACAUGACUCAAAUAUGUUGUCCUGGGAAAACCAGACUUAAUACAUGUGCUUAAAGUGUCUUCCUAGAUGAGCAUUCGCUUUUAAUUAAUAAGUUUUUUGGAAUUUUUCUUUAAAGGGAAUUUCCUUCUAAACUUUUAAAACAAAAGUCAUAUCUAGGUGAAGUGUUGCUGCAUGGCUCAACAAUUUAUCCUGUUUUGCUGCCAAAUUUUUUGGGCAAACUAUGAUAUGCACAACUUUAAAUUACUAAUAUUUAUUUAUAACAUUUUAAAUUGUAAGGAUUACAAAUAGAAUACGUGAAAUUAUCAUAUUCAUAAUAAAUCUAUUGUUUUAUGACCAUGUUGCAAUAAAACAUUUUUAAAGAUUUUAAUCAGAAAUAGAAUAUUGCUGUGAUAUACAUGAUUAUUUAUUAAUAUUUAUCUUUUACAGAUUUUUUGUUCAUGUGCAUGUUUAAUUUGAAAUAAAAUUUUAAUUUAUUUGCAUGAAAUCCUAGUGUAUUUAUUUUAGUAUUGGUUUUAAAUAGCAAAGCUUUUUAUGUAAAGAUGGUGUAAAAGGGGUGAAAUAGAACCCUUUAAAAACAUUUGUAUCAUACCAUCAGAAAGGCAGAUGCAUAUAUUGCAUUAGUUUUGAGUGCAUUUUAAUAAUGAAACUUAUUGUCAUUACUAAUAUGUGUUAAGGCUUUGAUACGAAUUCUGUUAAUUGUAUAUACUGUGUCUCUUGCUGUGAAUAUAAAAUCACUAUACAGAUAAUAUGUGAUUUUUUGCAAAUUGUGUUGUUUCCAUAUUUUCUCAAAUAUUGAACCUUUAAUUGUUUUAGCUGUUGGUUUAAGCUGAAUUUUUCUUGUAUCAAAUUAGACAUUAAUCAACUGCAUUUGUUUAAAUGUGAUGAUGUAAUUUACCUUUAUUAAUUUCUAUGAAGAACAUUGAUUAACUUUCCCAUUUGUUAUAUGAUUGAUUAUGAUUGCAUGAAAACAAAUCAAAAGUAACAGUUGUUUUAACAGUAUAUUCAUGUAUGUGCUUAACAUUUGAUUGCUUGAGAUUUGCUUAAGAAAUAUGUCAUAUGCUUAAAAGUAUGCCCCCUUCAAAGUAGACGGGAUUAAAAAUGCACUUUUUUAGUUUUACAGUCAGUACCAACAAAGUCCAUGUGAUUGUAUAUACUAUUAUCUUUAAGUCCCCAAAUCUAGUCAAGACUUACUUUAUCACCACCUAUAGCCUGUGUAGAAAGUAACACCACUUUUCAUACAUGUAGCUCAAAGGUCAAGGUCGCACUUAAAGGUCAAAGGUAAAAUUCGGCUAGUAUACAUCUCCACCAGGCUUAUAUGUCUUAAUUAAUUAGGCAAUUUUAAAAUAACAUGCAAGUGAUGAUAACAUGUGAACAUCAUUGCUGGCAUACAUGUGUCUAUAGCUUAUUUCACAGAGGUGAAGUUCAAAAGUCAAAUAAAUCUUAUGUUUUAAUUCUUUGUAUGCAAAAUUUGAAAUACGUAAUGUGUUAUAACAUUUAGUGUAAGGGACACACCGUUUGUAUGUGUCUAAACAUGAGUAGUUGGGGCAUCUGUGAUACAUUUGAUUUGAUUUUGAAUGGUAAGUCUUCACGUUUUUCCGUGUAUUUUUUGUAAAUUUUAUUGCUGUUUUUACAUAUUUUAGAGUUAAACAUUGCGUGGUUAAUUUUUAACAUGUCCAUGGUCUUUAUUUGCCCACAAAUUAUUUAGGCUUAAACAUACAAAAUAUAAUUAACCAGUUUCAUAUGUGUAAUGUUUACCAUUUUCGUUGUAUGCAAACACUCUGAACUGUAUUUCUCAAUGUAUUUGUAUGUUCCUGACUCUAAACAAAUGGAUUUGUGAGUACAAAUCGUAUAUUUAUACAGAACAAAACAGAUUAUAUGAUUCGCGUUCUGAGAAAACUGGGCAAAAUGCAUGUGCGUAAAGUGUCGUCCCAGAUUAGCCUGUGCAGUUCACACAGGCUAAUCAGGGACGACACUUUCCGCUUAAUUGGUAUUUUUCGUUUAAAGGAUGUCCCUUUUACAAAAAAAUCUAGUUUAAGCGGAAAGUGUCGUCCCUGAUUAGCCUGUGCGGACUGCACAGGCUAAUAUGGGACGACACUUUACGCACAUGCAUUAUUUAUAAACAGUGAUACAGACAGAAAUGUUGAUUUAGUAUCUGAUCUCACAUUUGACAUCUCAUUUAUGAAGUGAAAUUCACCAUAGUUUUUGAGGGGUUAAGUGUUGCGCGACAACAUUAAAAUGUGUAUAAAGUCUUAUAUUUAUCAGUCUAUUAUUUAUUGUAAAGUAAAUCUAUUUUUACAAAACAACGUCCGGCAUGUUAAUGUGUAAUUGUGCAUGAGUUUAUUUUAGACUGUAUAUGUGUUUAGAAUGAUUAUUUAUUUAUCUAUCUACAUGUGUGCGUGUGGUAAUUGUAACUUAUAUUCAUAACAUGUAUUUAAAUUAUAAGUUAUUUUACUCCUACAUGUACCUUUCCUUUGUCUGGUUUCUUUUAUUCAAUUUUAUUAUACAAAUAAACUUAUUGUCAUCCUA
This is a messenger RNA of Dreissena polymorpha, 4520 nucleotides long. RefSeq lists its product as uncharacterized. Lineage: Eukaryota; Metazoa; Mollusca; Bivalvia; Myida; Dreissenidae. Bases 473 to 1627 code for a protein of 384 amino acids. Gene Ontology annotation, biological process: intracellular signal transduction. The transcript has 2 exons. The record is from RefSeq and is a predicted model, not a curated record.